Messenger RNA from Tachysurus vachellii, 2321 nucleotides. RefSeq names its product RRN3 homolog, RNA polymerase I transcription factor (gene rrn3). Bases 220 to 2037 code for a protein of 605 amino acids. Gene Ontology annotation, biological process: transcription initiation at RNA polymerase I promoter. Gene Ontology annotation, cellular component: nucleus. Lineage: Eukaryota; Metazoa; Chordata; Actinopteri; Siluriformes; Bagridae. Gene Ontology annotation, molecular function: RNA polymerase I core binding; RNA polymerase I general transcription initiation factor activity. The transcript is spliced from 17 exons. The record is from RefSeq and is a predicted model, not a curated record.
GCGGGGAUUUGAAUGAAUACGGGUGUGGAUGAUCAUUAGGCGUCCUCGUGUCCGUCUCCGUUGUUUACUUACAGCUUCAAACGAGCGCAGUUUAUAAUUUUGUGUUAUGAGGCGUGUAGCUGAGCUUCAUUAGAGCUGAGUGAACAUGUCCCGACUUGUCCUAGGGUUAUAAACGUGUUGCUCAGGAGCUGAAUUAGAGUUUGGAGUUUAAACAUCAACAUGGAGGUGGAGAGAGAUUUCAUGAACAGCCCUCCACCUAAAACUGUGCGGUUUGGGGACAGUGUUGUAAAUAGUUUGGCCAAACUCAAGCAGGGAAAUACAAGUGACUACGAGAUGAUAAAGCACCAACUUUCAGACCCUGAAAUUAAGGACGCUCAGAUCAUCAGCUGGCUGCAGGAGUUCAGGUUGUGCGUCACACAACUCGACAAAGAACACGAACAGCUCAUCUACAUGGUUCUGAGGCUGCCGUGGCCGGGCCGGAGUCCCGCCGUGGUGGACGAAUACCUGGCCUUUCUCAGUAACCUCAUCUCGGCUCAGACGGUGUAUCUGAGGUCGUGUCUCAAAACGCUGGUCUCUAAUUUCACCCCCAGGAGAGUCAGAAUCCAGGAAGGAAACGUGGACAUAUCGGAUUCAGACGACGACGAAGAGAACCUGCCCAGGAUAUUCGAUCACUGUCACCAGGCCUUGCAGAUGAUCGCGAGAUACGUUCCAUCCACCAGUCGCUUCCUGAUGCCGAUCCUCAGCGACAACUUCCCUUUUGUACAGAAAUCCUCCAGAACUCUGGAAUGUUACGUUCAUAACCUGCUGCGUAUCACGGUCUAUAUUCCGGCUCUGAGACGAGACGCUCUGGAGCUCAUCAUCAGUAAGAUGCUCACACUGGAUGUGAACGCCCCCCGCAGUGAAAUCGAGGACACGGAGAGUGUGAGGGAGCAGAACCACGGCGCAGGGACUGACGAAGACUUUCUUUUCAACAUGGACGAGGACGAGGACGAAGGCCCUCCUCGUGACGGCGGUCCGCUGAUGUUCCACUCCGUAGCCGAGAGACUGGACACGCUGAUGUUAGUGCUGCUGGCCUACAUUAAGGACGUGAGCCACGUUGACAGUGUGUUGGAUGUCGAGAGAGUCAAAGUUCUGUACAGAGAUCUGGUGUGUGUGUUUGAUAAGCUGGUGCUGCCCACACACGCUUCCUGUCACGUGCAGUUCUGUAUGUUUUACCUGUGCAGCUUUCGCCUGGGUUUAGCUGAAGCCUUCCUCGAUCACCUCUGGAAGGUGCUACAGAGUCCGUCUCAGCCUGCUGUCCUUCGCCAGGCCGCUGCGGCGUACAUGGGCAGCUUCCUCGCCAGAGCCAAGUUCGUUCCCAUAGCGACGGUGAGGGCGUGUCUGGACCUGCUGGUUCCUUGGCUUCAUCUGUACAUAGCCACCCAAGAUUCGGGUUCUAAAGCGUUCUGUGACGUUUCGCUCCACGGGCCGUUCUACGCCUCCUGCCAGGCCGUGUUUUACACACUCAUCUUCAGACACAAAGCCAUCGUAGAGGGAAGCAUGAAGAAAGGCUUGGCCUAUUUACAGAGUUUGAAUCUGGAGCGGAUCGUCAUGAGUCAACUGAACCCGCUGAAAGUUUGUUUGCCAGCCGUCACCAACAUGUUUGCCGCCAUCAUGAGGAAAUAUCAGCUGGUGUUCUGCUACACCAUCAUCGAGCGAAACAACCGCAACAUGUUGCCCGUAGUGAGGAGCUCAGUGGGCGGAGACUCGCUCUCCACCAAUACCAAUCCUCUGGACACCUUUUUCCCCUUUGACCCGUAUUUACUAAAGAGAUCCGGACAGUAUUUUGAAUCCAUCUAUCAGGUUUGGGAAGAGCCGAGCGACUGCAUGGCAGCUCCGAGGAAAGACGUCGCUAAGAAUUCUACAGAAGAGGAGGAUGACUUCCUGCAUGGUGAAACUCCUAAGGCUGACAUGGUGAUGGGGUCGUAUGAGUCGCACCUCCGCAGCCCCAGCAGUGUGGGAUCUCCUCCCAUCGCCUUCCUCCAACGCCCCUUCUGAUGCACACGUUUCCAGCAUUCAUCGCACACGCGCACACACACACACACACACACACACACACACACACACACACACACACACACACACACUCUCUAAGAUGGACUGUUUUCUUUACCCCAAUCUUCUGUAGCAUUCUCCUUCUGUACACACAACCUCAAGAUACAGAUCCUUCAAGAGGCCUCGUGCGACAUUUUUUUGUACAUUUCUUAUAACUUAUAAGUUAAAAAAUGGAUGACGAGAAUCAAGUGUAAAUAAUAAGAUUUAAUAUUUUAAAAAAAGCAAAA